GAAGCAUCCGAUACGUGAGCGAUGUUGAUGAUAAGGGCAGUUGUUGAUCGGCACUGCCGUGAAAUGGACUUGCAUGUUCGUAGCCGGUAACGGAAGUGGAGAAAUAAAGUGAACUGGAUUUAUUAAUUGGAUCAAGUUAGUCGAAACAAUGGCUACACGGCUAGUGGUCAUUCCUGGACCCGGUUUCACAGCUACUGAUUUGGAACCACACACACCACAAGAUUCUCAGCGGAAGUUACGAUGUCUCAAAUGUGGCGACAAGUGUCCGGGGCUCGACACCCAUUACUGGAGGAAAGUUUGCAAACAUUGUCGAUGUUCCCGAGAAGAUCAUGACCUUCAACCUCCCGAAGAGAAGGAUUCUCAGCCAAUCAACCUCCUGUUUGACUCGUUACCGCGUCAUGGCGACCAAUCAGAUAUGUUGCAGCGACUCGAGCGCCUUAACAUUGACGAUUCUGCGGCCUUGACCCAGAUAUGUGGUCCGGACAAUGAUAUAGUGCUUGCAAGGAUUAUAUCGGAAAAUCUGAGGUCACAGAAAUACAUCGCUAUGCUUCCUAAAGACAAACAAAUGUUUGCUGCCCAACUCAGGAGAAGACAACUCCAGAAACAACUUCCGCUUCAUGACCUCCAUCACAAAUUCUGUAACAGCUUAUCGGAAACAGAAAUGCAGAAAUUCCAAAAGUUUACAAACAAAAGGCGAUUAAAAUCAGCUGGUAUCGGGCAGAUACGUGACCUACCCAAAUCCGGAGAACACAAAUGUCAUCGGUGCUUGAAGGCGGUAGAAAGUGGCGGGAUUGCUGUCGUGGCAGACCGCAUGGGCAUUGGCACGUGCUGGCAUCCGGGUUGUUUCACGUGCGCAACGUGCUCGGAGCUUCUAGUCGACAUGAUAUAUUUCCAUAAAAGUGACGAUAUCUACUGUGAACGUCACUACGCUGAUUCCAUAUACCCACGCUGUUCCUCCUGUGACGAGAUAAUCUUUGCGCGGGAGUAUACCCAGGCGGAGAAGCAGACGUGGCACGUGCAACACUUUUGCUGUUGGUACUGUGAUGCGCCUCUAGCGGGCCAACGCUACAUUGCCAAGAACGGCAACCCCUACUGCAUUCUAUGUUUCGACAAACUGUACAGCAAGAUUUGUGUGACCUGUGGCAAGACCAUUACAGCCGACUCCCCAGGGCUUUCUCACGGAGAAUUUCAUUGGCACGCAUGCCCACACUGCUUCAGUUGCCAUGUAUGCGCACGCAACCUUAUCAAUCAGCAAUUCCUGUUGAAAGACGGCAAACUCUUCUGCUGUCUUGACUGUAAACAGUCAUUUACGAAUCGUCCUAACCAGGGUUUACCACGGCAUAUGCAUCCUUAAUAUUACUGUGGUCCGUUUUUUAAUAGUCUCCCUAUAGCACACGACUCCUUAAUGUUCUCAAAUUGGUCGUGAUAGUAAGAUUUCCAUAGGGCGUCCUUGGUGUAUUUAUACUGAUCAUUGUUAAAUUGCACUCUGAUCGUCCUAACCAGCAGUGUUUUCUGAGGUAUAAGCAUCCUUAAAGUAACCAUAGGCAGGCCAUAUUGACAUGUGUUUAAUACGGCAUCGGCAUCUUUAAAGUUGAAAGUAAUCUCCACGCAGAGUCACGGUCCUUGCACUCCCUUUAAUCAUUGAAAAGGAACGACAACUCUGGAUAGAGAUUGCUCUUUUAGGCAAGUGACAUUAACCAUUAUAGAAUAUAGCAUUGACGUCCUUAAAGUUACUAUAGUUACUACAGCGCGUGAAUCCUUAAAAUCACCAAAGUAUGAUCAUACUACCCAGUACUAAACACGGCCAAGUAAUCCUUAACAGGCGUGCAUCCAGUGUUUUAUGAAGGGGUCCAAAGGGCGACAGCUGUCUGUGUCCAGGAACAUAAUUGCGUUUGAGAGGUCUGUGUAGGGCAAAGCUUCCAGAAGUUGUGAAACUAGAGCUUUUCCUUCGCAAAUGUAGGGUUGGAUGGGGUGUUGCCCCAAAGAACUACCACGUCACCCCCGUCUGGAUUCAAUAUUACUAGUAGUACGCCCUUAUUGUUAUCAAAGACCAAUCCUCUAAAUCCGGGCCUCAAAAGGCACAUGCAUCCUUAAAAUAACCAGUAACCCCUGUAACUAUAUCUCGUGUGGAAUUUUUAUAUGAAUUUGUUUAUAGAAAGAUACUAAUAUGUUGCACGCGUCAUCUACGUUCAUUAAAUCCAAAAUGAAAUUUCAUAAACUCGGAUGAUUAUAUUUAAAGUCUAAAUACACGUUUUGUUCAUCAGCAGUUUUUUAAAAUAUAUAUUUCACUGUUUCCCCCAUUUGGAAUUUAACUCCUUAAAAGAUCACUUAAUUAUGAACUUGUACAUUUCACAGUGUAAAUAUUUUCUAUUUCAUAGUUUGAUACUUAAAAAACGGAACACCUUUCGACAAUAGUCCGAAGUGUCAUUAUUUGCUACUAAAGUUUAUUUACGUCGUUUUUCGACACAACGGUUGGUCGAUAUUUACAUAAUUGGUCACAUUUCGCCGCCACAGUUGAAUCGAUAUUUGCAGUUGAUCAGUAUGUGAAAGUUAUAACAAUCAUUGAUAUCGAAAACUAAAUGUUCACAUUGGAUUGACUCCGUAUAAAAAUUAAUGCAUUACUGUGGGCUCAAUCGUUUUUAGUGAAAGUAUUGUGUUUUCAAGUUUGACAUUUCUUUUGAUUCCUGUACUACUUUCAGCGUUGAAUCAGGAUCAUUUUUUAAAUAAUCUUGUGUGGUAAAAGUCAAGACAUCAUGUUGACAAUAUUUUUGUUUUGUCAAAUGGUCAAGUACAAAAUCUUCCAAAUAAAAUAAAGGAAUAAAAAUCGACAAUAAUUAUUCCAUUCUCCAAACCCAAACACGACCCUAAACGGGUUAUAAAGUGCAAAAACAAACCAGUCAAGACAAAAAUUACAUAUUAAACGUAACAUGUGUCCCGUUAAGUGCUUAGUUCUUUUGACACCAUAGAAAGUGAUUAAACUUAUUACGUUUUACUAAAAUGUAAAUAUCACAUUUUGAGGUAAACUUGCUUUACUUUCAUCAUAUAGUAUAAAAUUACUUAUUAACAAUUCAACUAAAGCAUUAUGUUACAUAAUACAUUAGGUAAAACUCCCCCUCAUCAGAUAAGGUUUAUUUGUUUAUUUCAUUUGUAACGGUCGAAAGUUAUCAAUGAUGUAUUUAGAAAAUGUUGCACAUCUCUAACGAUUUAGUUUUCGCGUCAUUCUGCAUUGCCUUAAAUGAAAUGUAGUACAUCCAAGCCCCUAUGAAAAAAGAAAAUGCCUCUCGUUUUCUUCCAUAUAGUUAUCUUAAUGUUUACAUAUUCGGUCUUGAUAACAACCGUACAAUUCACAAUUUAAAAUGAAAUUUAUGUCUUUUUUAUCAAUACCUACAUAGUAUUAUUGUACCUUUAACUCGUUCAAUCCUGAAAUUUCAAUAUGAACAAUGCAAACCUUUGAAUUGGAAGAGUUUAAUUGUGUCUUCAGUGGUGAAUGAGUUUAGUACAAACAAUAUAAAAUGCAUUGUAUCAGAGUUGGUGAAACGUCAAAUACAUUUACGACCAUCAUCAUUAUAUAGGUAUGAAAUAUGACUGUAUGAGGAUUUUUUCAUUUUUCAUUAUUUCCAUAUAUAUUCGAAAAUUCUGCUGGUCAAAAUUUUGUUUCGAAUACGUUAAAUAUCAUACAGAUGGUAAUAAUAUUAGGUCCUUUUCAUCAAGUGGAGCUACGAAAAGAUAGCAGAGUACUAUGUUCGUUUAAAGUGAAUCAGAUACAUUUGUAUGUUCAUUCCAUAAUAUACGUAAUUUUGUAUAUUGGCGAUUGUGUUUUAUGUUCCUAAAUGAACCAAUCAAAUUCCAAGUGAAGUUGCGUUUAUGUUACUAUGAUUACAAAUUUGGUUGUUAUCUUUAGAAAGGACCAUGAUUGGUUCAUAAGCGCACACAAUCUACAAAAUUCAGUGUUAUUUAUAUGGGAAAACAAUAUUUAAAUUACUUACGGGAAUCUAAAAGUACUUCCGGAAUCAUAUUUUCUUCAUAAAGAUAAUUUUGCUUUAAGUGGUGUUAAUGAGAUCUGGGAAUUGUACGGGUUUAAGCUUAUUUGCCAUACAAAUGGCAGUCAUUAUAUUUAUUUCUAAAUUUCUAUAAAUUUCAUUUUGAUUCGGGCUAAGCACUGUUCCCAUUUCCUACCAUUCUUCCUCUCGUAUAUACAAGAUAUAUAUGUGGUUUUUAUUUUUAUCCCCAUUUGGCUCGCUAAUAAUUUAUUAGUUGAGAUAUGAGCAUAUCUGGGGGGUUUUAAACUUUUUUUUUACAGGGUCAUCUACUAUAACUAUGUGAGAAGGGAGACAACUCUGUGUGUGUAUUUGUAAUUUGAGAAAACAUACCGUUUUAACAGUGUGAUUGAGUAUAUGUGCGUGAUAUUAGUAUUUUCAUCAUUUUGCAUGAUAUAGGUACGUCAGCACAACAGUAUUAGUACAGUAUGUUCAUACAUCUGAUAUAUAUGUAUUUAUACAGUUUGUAGAUAAAUCACUUUGUUACCUACGUUUGUAAAAAUAAUUCUGGAUUGUUUGAAUGUAAAAAUAAUUAUCAUCUUUUCAUUUUUCUUAACAAAAAAUAAAAUUAGCAAUGUUUGUCGAUGUUGACUUUUGUUAUUUAUUGCAACAGAUGACCUAAUUCUCCUAGUAAUAUAUACAUGUUAGAUAAGGAAAAUUUAAAUUCUCUUUAGUGCAAUGCUAAGCCUAACAAAACAUUGUGUAAGAAGGCGUCAACAAAGGGAUUCAAAUAGACGAAAACACGACAAGAAUACGAGAACAAGAACAGAACCCGACAACAUGAAUGGACAAAAUUUGUGCACACAUCAUUAAUGAGAAGAGACAUGUGUACACAUUAAUAUGUAUGGAUAUGUUCAUCCUGUAGAUGAAUAGAUGAAUAGAUGAAUUUAUUACCUACAUAUGAACCUAUUUUAGGUUGUUUUGAUGUAAA
Mizuhopecten yessoensis (Yesso scallop) is the source of this 4968-nucleotide messenger RNA. Its product is annotated as testin-like. The record is from RefSeq and is a predicted model, not a curated record. The transcript has 7 exons. Lineage: Eukaryota; Metazoa; Mollusca; Bivalvia; Pectinida; Pectinidae. Gene Ontology annotation, molecular function: zinc ion binding. Bases 149 to 1354 code for a protein of 401 amino acids.